This is a messenger RNA of Aspergillus campestris IBT 28561, 1002 nucleotides long. RefSeq lists its product as uncharacterized. Lineage: Eukaryota; Fungi; Ascomycota; Eurotiomycetes; Eurotiales; Aspergillaceae. The transcript has a single exon. The coding region runs from base 235 to 921 and encodes 228 amino acids. The record is from RefSeq and is a predicted model, not a curated record.
CUGCGAUCUCACUGUCUUUGCUGUCUUGACUUUCCUCCUUUUAAUACCCCAUCGCAUUACACCAAUUGGAUUAUGGUCUUGAUCAAUCUACCAUAAAUCAGAUACGACAUUUUCUAUCUCUCGCCCUCAUUUACCUCACGCCCUACCUCCCACCACACCAUCCAAUCCAACAGGAACAACAUACAAACCACACCCACCCACCAACCACACCCAAAAAUCGAAAGAAAGGACAGAAUGAACGCAGAAGCCUACCUUCGCAACCACGGCUGGUCCGGCCCCGGCACCCCCCUCAACCCCAACCGCCGCCCCGGCGGCCCCAACGGCGGCCUCGGCCUCACGAAACCCAUCCUCGUCGCCCGCCGCACCGGCAACCAGGGCGUCGGCAAGAAGACCACCAAGGAUCAUACCAAUCAGUGGUGGCUGCGCGGGUUUGAAGAUGCGCUCAAGGGCGUGGGUGGUCCGGCGAACUUGACGGGUUCCAGUGUGCGUCCGGGGAAUGCGCUUACGAGUGAGCUUUAUCGGUUUUUUGUGAGGGGGGAGACUGUUGCAGGGACACUUGGGGAUAAGUUGGCGGAGGCGAAGGUGGAUGAGGGGAAAGAGAAUGGGAAGGGGAAGAAGGAGGGUGAGUCGAAGGAGGAGAGGAGACUGCGGAGGACGGAGAGGAAGGCGAGAAAGGAGGAGAGGAAGACGAGGAGGGAGGCCAGACGGGCGCGGAGAGACGAGAGACGCGCGAAGAAGGUUGAAAAGCGCGCAUUGAAAGAGGCGAAACGGUCGAGAAAAGAACAGCCGCAUAAUCCCCAAGAUGACUAUCCCACGCCGCCGGCGACCGAACAAGAGCUGGUCGAGCCGAAGCUGAAGAAAGAGUCUAAGACGGACGGCCGCUCGAAGAAGUCUUCGCGGAAGGAGAAGAAACCCGAGUGAUCCUGACCUGACUGUUUGUGCCUUUUUUGCAUACGAGCGUGUUCGCAUCUGAGAUAUAGAUGAUAGAUAGAUAGAUACCCA